Messenger RNA from Electrophorus electricus (electric eel), 3927 nucleotides. Its product is annotated as NADPH-dependent quinone oxidoreductase VAT1-like. Gene Ontology annotation, cellular component: mitochondrial outer membrane. Gene Ontology annotation, molecular function: oxidoreductase activity. The record is from RefSeq and is a predicted model, not a curated record. Lineage: Eukaryota; Metazoa; Chordata; Actinopteri; Gymnotiformes; Gymnotidae. Gene Ontology annotation, biological process: negative regulation of mitochondrial fusion.
AGCGCGGAGCUGUCAUCCCUCAUCUUCGGACUGGAGAGCAGGACCCUUCCAAGUCUUCUUUUACCGUCUUUUCGCCUUUGUUUCGCACUCAUUUCCGUCAGUCCCACUCGUAAAUUCACCUUCUUUCUAGUCAGUGGAUUUUAAACAAGUUAUCUGUACUUUCCGGAUCGUUUUGCAUUCACGCCCUCGGUAUCAUCACCAUGUCCGGAGAAGACACACCUGCCCCACAGCAAUCCGAGGACCAGGUCCAGAAGGGGCAACCAGCGGGCGAGCCCGAAGCGGAGCCGCCGCAGGAGCCCCAGGGCGAGGCGUCUAACGAGGCGGCUACCGAGGCGGCUACCGAGGCGGCUACCGCGGCGACUACCGAGGCGGAGGAGUCGCAGCCAGCUUCCACUGCUGCGAACGACAAAGCGCCGGAGGAGGAAGCUUUCACGUACCGCGCUCUCGUGUUAACGGGCUAUGGAGGAUACGAUAAAGUGAAGCUCCAGCUGAAAAAGGGACGGCCGAACCCCAGGAGCGGAGAGGUGACGGUGCGAGUAAAGGCGUGCGGGGUGAACUUCCCAGAUUUGCUGGCGAGGCAGGGUCUCUACGACCGACUGCCGUCUCCGCCGGUCACGCCCGGGAUGGAAUGCUCUGGUUUUAUUGAAGCGGUCGGCGAAGACGUCACGGAUAGGAAAGUAGGAGACAGGGUGAUGGUUCUGGAGAGGUGUGGUCUCUGGCAGGAGGUGGUUCUUGUGAAAGCUGACCACACCUUCCUCAUGCCUGAGGGCAUGACCUAUGAAGAGGGUGCCGCCUUUCCUGUCAGCUACAUCACCGCCUACGUGUUGCUGUUCGAAAUGGCCAACAUCAGACCCAACAAGAGUGUUCUCAUCCACAUGGCAGCAGGUGGAGUUGGCAUUGCUGCCACACAGCUAUGCCAGACAGUGAGUGAUGUCACGGUCUUUGGCACAGCCUCAGCCAAUAAGCACGAGGUGAUCAAACAGGGCGGAGUCAUGCACCCCAUCGACUACCGAACCCGCGACUACGUAGAGGAGAUCCGCAAGAUUAGCCCUCAAGGCUUAGAUGUUGUACUGGAUCCCCUGGGAGGGUCAGACACCCAGAAGGCUUUUAACCUGCUCAAGCCCAUGGGGACACUUGUUGUGUAUGGAGCCGCUAACAGACUAUCAGGACAGAGGAAGAACCUGUUAGCCCUGGCCAAGUCCUGGUACAGCCAGUUUACCAUCAGUGCCCUGAGUCUCAUGCACUCCAACAAGGCCGUGUGCGGUUUCCACCUGGGCUACCUGGAUAAUGAGUUCGCCCUUAUCUCAGGUGUGCUUCAAAAACUGCUCCACCUGUACCAGCAGGGCAAGAUCAAACCACGCAUCGACUCCACCUACCACUUUGAGCAGGUGAGUGAUGCCAUGCGGCGAAUGCAGGACAGAAACAACAUUGGUAAAGUGAUCCUGCUCACUGAGCCCAAGAAGGAAGAGCCCAAAUCCAAAGAGGAUUCCAAAGAUCAGAAGGAGGAGGGGCAAAAUGACAUCAAGAAGGAGGAGCCUAAAGAGGGGGUGGAGACAGAGCAACCAAAGACAGGAGAGAGUUAGGCCAACUCCCCGAUGCUGUGAUGUCUUUUAAUAAUGAGAGUCACUUCUUCAGAUGGGAAGAGCUGAAAUCUAAAAUCCAGGGCUUGAUCUUCACUGGGGUGGGGUGGGGUGGGGCUGUGAUCAUACACAGCCAUUCUUUUCCAAAUAAACCGCAGAGCAGAUCCAUAAGAAUAAUUUAGGAUGUUUGGUAUUUCCAAGGGACCUGGCCCAUUUUACAUUAAAUACUCUGUGGAAUGCAUUACGCCAGUGGAACCAGAAAAAUGUUAGAAUGUUGAAAUAUUAAAUCAAAUCACCCACAACAGCUGAUGAACAUGGGAUGGCUUUUAAAAAUGUAUUUGCAAACGUAAAGGCCUAAAAAAAAAGCAUAUUGAAAUAUAUUUUGCAUACAUAAAGGCCUAAAACAGCACAUUUCAUUGAUCAACCUCAUGGGCCCCCACCCUAAUCCUGAAUCAUCUCUGCAAAAGGAAAAAAAAUAGCUACAAACAGAUUUAUUGUUAUUUUGUUUUCCAUUAGUUAAUCAAUAAGGAGUUUGUGCAAGCAAACAGAAGCUGAUUUGUGAUGUGUGCUGAACAAGUUGAGUUUGUUGGAGAGAGUAGCAGAGACAGUUCACAACACGUCUCUGCUGAUUGGGUAUUGGACAGUAAACAUGUCACUCACACACGAUUCCGACAGGGUCAGGGGCGGACUGGAAGCCUGCUCUCACACCACAGACUGUAAUCUGGGCUGUAGUCUGUCACGCACCUAAGGAAACACACGGCCAGCACUCUGUUUUGGGGUUUGGAGGAACCUCUUUCUAAAUGAGGAUGACCAACUAUCAUGAGGUUAGGUAGUUAGUAUUUCUUUGGUCGUAUACUGAACCCUUCGGAUUGCCGAAGAUCAGCCAAGCUAGUGCAGGGUUCUGGAGUUGCACCCACUGCAGGCCAGCCUUCUCGAGUACUGCGUCAGCUGUUUCUAGUGUCCUCUACUCAAGGGUUAGCCACCCAGUCACAGCAAAGAGCCUGCCAGACCUUCACUGCCUUUCAGUCACAUUCCACCAAAAGGUUUAGAUGUUAUAUGAGUUAAACGAGUUAAAAUCUUCACUGUUUUUUCUGUGUCAUAUAAGAUUUCCACCCUGCUGAAUGUGUUUGUAUCCAGCUGUCUGCCUUACUUCUUCUUUGAUCCAGAAUAUCUUUAUCACACACACACACACACACACACACAUGUGCGCGCGCACACACACACACACACACACACACACAAUAGUGUUCCUGUUAGGAAAUUUGAAUCUGGUUAACUCAAGGUCAUGUUUCUGCUGUUACGUCAGACCUUCCUGUUUUCCCCUCACUGUUCACUGCUGGAUCUGAAAUGCAAAAUAUUUUGCAACACAGUCUAGCAGACAUGCCACUUAAUAGUGCAGUGUCAAAUAAGGUCACCCUCGUCCCUUUGACCCCCUUGUAGCCCACUCUGAAUCACACCCCUGCAGAGCAGGACCCAGUAAACAGUUAACUCGUGCAGCGGCUUUCAGAAGGAAGCAGAUGUUUUUUGCAGCUGUGGUAGAUGUAACGCUGUGGUCCUGCUCGGAGGAAACUAAAGUUCAUAUCCUGACUGAAGCUAACCUUGCACAUUCCUCUCUUCUACAGUCUUUCACUCACCUCGCCUGCCCUAUCUGCGCUAAGUUCACUCCAGCUCACUUCAACCCCCAAAACAAAGCUCACUUCACUUGGUUCACUUCAACCCCCUAACCAAGAGAAAGACUGGCAGUCAUACACAUCUGGACUCUUAAUUAUUGUAACCCUUUUAAAAAUGUGAGAUAUGUUUGAUUUAUCACUGUGCUUCAUUGCCUCUCUUGUGCUUGUCGUCAGUUUUGAGUGGGGUGUGAGUGAAGUCACGGCCCGGAGUGUGGAGCGGGCCAGGGGAGUGUGGGGGUUUUCCGAAUGCAUUCGGUUUUCCCGCCUCCCAAAUGGCGAAUGGUGAGGAACAAUUUAAGUUUAAGAUUUGUGUGCUCACACCAUGUUUCUUUUGAAAAACAUUGUUACCUUUGAUCUGUGCUUUCAUCUCUUGCCCACCUCAGCAGACAUCAGCUUGAAUUUGGUCUCUAAAGGGGUCAAAUUGACAGAACUGAGGGGGGCAGCUGUAGUUUGGCUUUGGUACAUCCUGUAUUGCUUGAUGUUUUGAAGUCACUGUUUGUAGAACCUGUAAUGACUUGGGCAUUCACAAGCCUCCUAAGAAAUACUGCUUUUCUUUAUCUAAUGCUGUUGAAAAUGUGAUGCUUUAAAUGUGUGGUGUUGCAGUUUUGCCUUACAAGAUAUCUUACAAGUUAUUUUACAUGUUAUCUGGACUGAAUAAAAUGCUUAUGAAAACCACA